This is a messenger RNA of Mesocestoides corti, 2214 nucleotides long. The record is from the annotation of a GenBank genome assembly. Lineage: Eukaryota; Metazoa; Platyhelminthes; Cestoda; Cyclophyllidea; Mesocestoididae.
AUGGGCGUAAUGCCCGAGUUGUCAAAGGCUAUUCAGGAAAUGGACUGGAUUCUGCCCACGGAUAUUCAAGGUGAGGCCGUGCCUCUUAUUUUGGGUGGUGGUGAUGUGCUAAUGGCUGCGGAGACGGGCAGUGGCAAGACUGGAGCUUUUUGCAUACCGGUCAUCCAGAUUGUUUACGAAACGCUCAAGGAUCUUGAAGGCAGUAAACCGGCUAAAAAUACUGCUGCUACUGGUCCCCAAACUAUGCGGAAUUGCCACCUCAACAUGUUUGACAGAACUGAAGCCUUUGCCAUUGACGCCAACGGCCUGUUGUGCCAAAGUCGGGAUCCGACCGGUUGGCACGGUGCACGUGCCACUCGGGGUGUCAGAAAUAACGGUAAAUACUAUUAUGAGGCAAAAGUUACAGACGAUGGAUUGUGCCGUGUUGGAUGGUCUUCACUACUCGCGUCGCACGACAUUGGCACAGACGGCGAGAGCUUUGGUUUUGGUGGGACCGGCAAGAAAUCUCAUCGCCGCCAAUUCGAUACCUAUGGAGAAUCCUUCGGUUUAAACGACGUCUUAGGUUGCUACCUUGACCUCGACAACAAAGCAGUUAGCUGGUCCAAAAACGGCAAGCGAUUUCCAAAGGCAUUUGACGUGCCAGCUCAUUUGGUCUCCACGGGGCUGUUUCCUUCAGUGAGUCUCAAGAACGCAGAACUGUUGCUCAACUUCGGCGAGACGCCGUUCGCCUUCCCUCCAACCGAUGGCUUCGUCGCGAUCAAUGCCGCCGCUUCCAAAAACACCAUCGCCUCCCCCAUUGAUGGUGGGAAGUCGCAUUCGACCUUCAAGCCCAAGGCGAAUGCACCACUGGCAUUGAUUAUUGAGCCGUCGCGUGAAUUGGCCGAGCAGACGUUUGAUCAGAUCAACAAGUUCAAGAAGUUCCUCAGCAAUCCCAACCCUCGCGUCCAGCUGGUCACCGGAGGAGUCAGUGCCAAGGACCAGACCGAGGCCUUUUCCAAGGGGGUUGAUAUUGUGGUGGCGACCCCGGGCAGGUUGGAGGACAUGCUCUCUACAGGGGCGCUCUCCUUGUCCCACUGCCGGUUCUUCAUCCUCGACGAGUGCGACGGCCUCCUUUCUGCCGGCUACGGACCAAUGAUCCACCGACUUCACAACCUUUGUCCGAAGGUCACGCCAGAUGGCAAGCGUCUGCAAAUGGUGGUCUGUUCGGCAACUCUGCACUCCUUCGAUGUUAAAAAACUAGCCAACCAGCUCAUGCACUUUCCUGUCUGGAUCGAUUUGAAGGGCCAGGACACAGUACCAGAGACACUUCACCACGUUGUGUGCCUGGUGGAUCCCUAUCAGGAUACCUCGUGGAAACAGCUGUUGCAAUCCAACCAGCACAUUCACACCGAUGAUGUGCACAUGAGGGACAAGCUCAACGCCAACUACGAGACCCCUGAACUCAUGUCCGAAGCAGUCAAGAUACUCAAGGGGCAAUACGUCGUGCGGGCCAUUGAGGAACAAGGAAUGGAUCGUGCUCUCAUAUUCUGUCGAACGAAAUUGGAUUGCGACAAUCUGGAACAGUACUUCAUCUCGUUGGGUGGAGGCAAGUGUCCAUCCGAAAACCACAACAAAUUCAGCUGCGUUUGUCUGCAUAGUGAUCGUAGCCCUGUCGAACGAAAGGCCAAUUUGCAAAAAUUUAAGAACGGAGACGUCAAAUUCCUUAUCUGCACGGACGUAGCAGCUCGGGGUAUUGACAUUACAGGCUUACCCUAUGUUAUCAAUGUAACCUUGCCGGAUGAGAAGCAGAACUACGUUCACCGGAUCGGUCGUGUUGGCAGAGCGGAACGGAUGGGGCUAGCCAUCAGUUUAGUUGCUACGUGCAAGGAAAAGGUGUGGUACCAUUCAAACUGUUCUUCGAGGGGUCGCGGGUGUUUCGACACUCGUUUGGUGAAAAGCGGUGGCUGCUGCAUUUGGUACGAUGAGAAGCAAUUACUCGGUGAAAUUGAGGAACACCUCGGUGUUACCAUCGACACCGUCAGUCGUGAACUUAAAGUGCCCGCUAACGAAUUCGACGGAAAGGUAGUCUAUGGACAGAAAAUGAAGCAGGUUGCUCCCACUUAUAAGGGCCAUGCUGAUGUUUUGUCUUCCGCAUUGAAGCAGCUAAGCGCAUUGGAGAAGAAGGCUCAAGACAGCUUCCUGAAUCUGCGAUACGGCGGCCUCAUCAAAUAUUGA